Anolis sagrei ordinatus is the source of this 876-nucleotide messenger RNA. The record is from RefSeq and is a predicted model, not a curated record. NCBI's taxonomy places the organism in Eukaryota, Metazoa, Chordata, Lepidosauria, Squamata, Anolidae.
GAAGGCGCCGGCGGAGGGGCAGCGGCGAAUUCGAAGGCGCCAAAAUCGACGCCAGCAAGAAUGAGGAGGAUGAAGGGUACGUUGGGAAAAUGUUCAUUGGAGGCCUUAGCUGGGACACUACGAAGAAAGAUCUGAAGGACUAUUUCACUAAAUUUGGUGAAGUUUUGGAUUGCACUCUGAAGUUGGACCCUAUUACAGGACGAUCAAGAGGCUUUGGCUUUAUAUUGUUCAAGGAGGCUGAGAGUGUUGACAGUCAGAAAGAACAUAAAUUGAAUGGCAAAGUGAUUGAUCCUAAAAGAUCAAAAGCAAUGAAAGCAAAAGAGCCAGUUAAAAAGAUUUUUGUUGGGGGCUUGUCUCCAGAUACACCUGAAGAGAAAAUAAGGGAAUACUUUGGAGGAUUUGGUGAGGUGGAAUCGAUAGAACUUCCCAUGGACAACAAAACCAACAAGCGCCGAGAAUUUUGCUUCAUUACUUUCAAAGAUGAAGAGCCAGUGAAGAAAAUUAUGGAGAAAAAAUACCACAAUGUUGGUCUCAGCAAGUGUGAAAUAAAAGUAGCCAUGUCAAAAGAACAAUAUCAACAGCAACAGCAGUGGGGAGUCCGAUGGGGAUUUCCAGGAAGAGCCCGUGGCCGAGGUGGAGGACCCAAUCAAAGCUGGAACUCAGGAUAUAGUAAUUACUGGAAUCAGGGCUACGGCAACUAUGGAUACAACAGUGGAGGCUAUGGAGGUUAUGGAGGCUAUGACUACACAGGCUACAACUACUACUAUGGCUAUGGUGAUUAUAGCAAUCAGCAGGGUGGUUACGGGAAGGUGUCUCGGAGACGAGGUCAUCAAAAUAGCUACAAGCCGUACUAAAUUAUUCCAUUUGCAGCCUAUC